This is a messenger RNA of Pyrus x bretschneideri (Chinese white pear), 516 nucleotides long. RefSeq names its product pathogenesis-related protein PR-1-like. NCBI's taxonomy places the organism in Eukaryota, Viridiplantae, Streptophyta, Magnoliopsida, Rosales, Rosaceae. The transcript has a single exon. Bases 1 to 516 code for a protein of 171 amino acids. The record is from RefSeq and is a predicted model, not a curated record. Gene Ontology annotation, cellular component: extracellular region.
AUGCAUACAACAUUGUACUACUGCUUCACCAUCACCAUUUUUUUGCUCCUUACUAUCUCAAGAAUUGCAGAUGCUGCAACAAGGAAAACCAAGUACCUAAGCCAGGCCAACCAAUUUGUGGAUCCUCAAAAUGCUGCUCGGUCAGCCAGCAGAAUCCCACCAUUGGCGUGGGAUGCAAAGUUGGCAAGGUAUGCACAAUGGUACGCAAGCCAAAGGCGGUUCGACUGCACGUUAAGGCACUCGAACGGGCCCUACGGGGAGAACAUUUUCUGGGGGAGUGGCAUCGAGUGGACGCCGGCUCAGGCAGUGACCGCUUGGGUUUCAGAGCGGAAGUCUUACAAUUACUGGGCAAAUUCUUGUGCUACAAGGCAGCAAUGUGGGCAUUAUACACAGAUUGUGUGGAAGUCAACAAGCAAAGUUGGCUGUGCUAGAGUCAAUUGUUUUGGUGGUAGAGGUAUCUUCAUGGUUUGCAACUAUGACCCUCCUGGGAAUUACAUUGGAGAAAGGCCUUACUAA